AUGAAAAGGGAGUUGGAGAAUCUUUUUGAAUUAAAUGUGUCACAGGCUAAGCUUAAAAGGGCCACAGGGUUGGCCCUUUUGAAGUUAGAGGGCAGUUUUCUUGAUGAUUACAAUAAACUUGAGGCUUUUGGGCAAGAGCUUAGACAAUCUAACCCUGGCACUGAUGUUGUGAUUAAUAUAUCAAGAAGUGCUCUUGAAAAAGUUGGGUUGGAAAAGUGGGCUGAGACCAUUGAUUGUGUUGAUGGUAUAUUUCUGAAGGGUAGAUAUAAGGGUCAGAUGUUAGUGGCCCUUGCUCAAGACUCCAUGAACCAAUUUUAUCCAAUUGCUUGGGCUGUGGUAGACAAAGAAACUUCCAUGACUUGGACUUGGUUUUUUCAGUGUUUGAAGCUUUCUUUGGAACAAAAAGAUGGACUAGGGGUGACUUUCAUCUCAGAUAUGCAAAAGGGAUUGAUUGAUGCUGUGAAGAAUACAUUUCCUGAAUCUCACCAUAGGUUUUGUGUGAGACACAUUGAGGCCAAUUGGCAGAAAAAGUGGAGAAGUGGACAAAUGAAGAAGUUGAUGUGGUGGUGUACUUGGAGCACUUAUGAAGAAGAGUUCAAAGACCAACUAAGAAAGUUGGGUGAAUUAUCUAAGGAGGAUAAUUAUUCUGCUGCCAAGGAUCUCUUACACUUUCCUCCUCAAGCUUGGUGUAGAGCAUAUUUAGACACUCGGUGUAAAAAUAUGAUGGUUGACAAUAAUUUCACUGAGUCGUUUAAUUCAUGGAUUCUUCAAGCUAGAAGCAUGCCAAUUAUCAAGAUGCUGGAGGAAAUUAGGAUAAAGGUUAUGAAUUUUUUAGUUAAAAAUGAAGAUGAAAUCAGGAAAUGGAGGGAUGACUUUAGUCCACAAGCUGUAAAGUUGUCUAAUGACUAUAGGGCAAUUACUCAUUAUUGCAAGGUUGAGUUUAAUGGUGACUUUGGCUAUGAAAUAUCUGAAGGUGAUGAUAGGCAUAUUGUUGAUCUUUCUCAGAAAAGAUGCACAUGUAGAGUUUGGCAACUAUCAGGAAUCCCUUGCCCCCAUGCUAUCAAAGCUAUGUUGUAUGACAAGGGUGAAGCUGAGGAUGAUAUACACUGGUUCGACAGCAAGGAGGCAUAUUCCUUGACUUACAAGAACAAGUUGCAACCUGUUAGAGGACAACAAUUCUGGAAAAUUACUGAAGCUCAAGACAGUGGGCAGGCCUAA
Messenger RNA from Lycium barbarum (goji berry), 1218 nucleotides. RefSeq lists its product as uncharacterized. The transcript has 5 exons. The coding region runs from base 1 to 1218 and encodes 405 amino acids. NCBI's taxonomy places the organism in Eukaryota, Viridiplantae, Streptophyta, Magnoliopsida, Solanales, Solanaceae. Gene Ontology annotation, molecular function: zinc ion binding; transposase activity; DNA binding. Gene Ontology annotation, biological process: DNA transposition. The record is from RefSeq and is a predicted model, not a curated record.